Molecule: messenger RNA, 1200 nt
Organism: Plasmodium vinckei vinckei
Lineage: Eukaryota; Apicomplexa; Aconoidasida; Haemosporida; Plasmodiidae
Product: 6-cysteine protein
Exons: 1
Coding region: 1-1200 (399 amino acids)
Biological process (GO): symbiont entry into host
Cellular component (GO): plasma membrane; cell surface
Source: RefSeq, a predicted model, not a curated record
AUGAAAGGUUUACUAAUAUACACAUUUAUUUUUCUUUUAAAACAAUUGAUUGUCCGUUCAGAAGAAUAUGUUUGCGAUUUUAGGGCAAAAAAUUAUUUAUAUGACAAUCAGGAUAUGUCAUAUUGUACAAUUAAUGCAAAACCAUUUGAUAAAAUUACAUAUAUAUGCCCAAAUAAAGUAGGAGCACAAUGUUUUCAUAAUGUAAACACAUCAAAUAAUAUGGAAGCCCAUUUGGAUUCUUCCCAAAUUCACAUAAAUUACUUAUUAUAUGGAUCGACAAUAGAUAAAGAUACUCUUGUUGUACCUCCAACAGUUACAGAAACUGUUACAUUCUAUUGCUUUUGUCGUUUAGAAACUGAUGCUCCAGAAAAAAGUUUGAAACCACCAAAAUUUGAAGGAAUUGGUAAUCAUAAUGGAAAUAUAACAUUAGGAGAAAAUAUAAACUUCGAUAGUCCUAUAUCAAAAGCUUUAUAUAAACAAAAUAAAUAUAAAAAUUUAAUGGAGCAAGGAGAAAAAGAAAACGGUGAUGAAACUAUAAUUGAAAUGAAACCUGAGCCUGAACCUGAAUCUGAAUCUGAAUCCAAUCCUAAGGAUAAGCCCAAACCUAAGAUUAUUAAAGUCAUAUAUAAGGCUAUUAAAGACGGUAAGGUGAUUAAUCAAUCCCAAACUAAAACUGAAGAAGAAAAAUCUGAGACUUCUAAAGAAACACCUACAGCUGAUAAUGUUGAACCUGUCAAAAGAACAAAAUAUGGUGUAAUGAAAGUUACAGUUCAAAAAUCUUCUAAGGUAAUAAAAGGGUGUGAUUUUGGUAAUAAAUCUAGUCAAUAUUUUACUAACCCAUUGGCAAGUGGCAAAAAUGCAAAUAAUAAAUUGUGUAAAAUAAAUGCAAAACCAGGAGAAAUUGUUGGCUUUAAAUGCAUACAAGAGACACGUGGAUAUGUAGAACCUUAUGGAUGCUUCGAUAAUGUCUAUGUUAAUGAUUAUAAUACAAGUUUAAAAACUAUUCUUCCAGGGUAUGAAUCGUAUGCAAGUAAAACCGAUUCUACAACAGCUUUUUACUUAAAAUUGCCUCAAUUAAUAAACAAACCAUAUACAUUUGAAUGUAAAUGUAGAUCAAAUGAUUACAGUACUGAUUCUUACAUUUUUCAAGUAAAUGUAGAAUCAGGAGAAAGUGAUUUAAUUAAAAAAUCUUUUAAUUGA